UUUUAUCUUGUAAUUUGAAAUAAUAUUUGAUAAUAAAUUAAAUAUUCACUUACCGCGUGAGGAGAAUACAAUUUUACAUCCAGUAUUUGUAACAUUGUACAAUAUUAUGGCUUUACUAGGAGCUCAACUAGUUAUUACGUUAAUAAUGGUCUCGCUGAUACAAAAAUUAGGAAGCUAUUCAUUUGCUCGAUGGCUAUUAUGUUCUCAAGGGUUGUAUCGCUAUUUAUAUCCUGAUAACAAUGAACUUAAAGCACUCGCAGGAGUGCCUAGAGACAAACCGAAGGGUAAGAAAGGUGGUAAAAAUGAAGCAAAUGGUAAACCGGAAACAUUUCAUGUGCCAAGAAGUCUGGAUAUCCAGUUAGAAACUGCACCAGUGACUGCAUUGGACGUUGUACAUUUGAGAUUUUAUACUGAGUACAUUUGGAUUGUGGACUUUUCUCUAUACACUGCCAUAGUUUACAUUAUGUCUGAGGUAUAUACUUCUGUAUUUCCGCUCAAAGAUGAAUUCAAUUUAAGUAUGGUGUGGUGCUUCUUAGUGGUGUUAUUUUCAUUCAAAAUCUUGCUUUCAUUAACAAAGCAAUAUUUUACAAGUGAAGAAUCUAUUGGCGAGAGAUCAACAUGCAUUGUGGCAUUUUGUGUGUUCCUCCUCAUCGCCAUGAUGGUUCUGAUUGUGGAUGAGAAUAAACUUGAAGUGGGUGUUGAUCCUGCAUAUGAUAGCUUCCAUGAAAAUGCAUCAAAGUUUCUAGAAAAUCAAGGACUUUCUUCUGUAGGCCCAGCUUCCAAGUUGAUAUUGAAGUUUUCCUUUGCAGUUUGGGCUGCUAUCAUUGGUACAUUAUUCACAUUUCCUGGUCUGAGAAUAGCACGAAUGCAUUUUGAUUCAUUAAGAUAUUAUAAUGAAAAUAAAGUAAAACAGUUGUUGCUGAAUUUGAAUUUUGCUUUACCCUUUGUACUUGUGUUGUUGUGGAUUAAACCAGUGACGAGACACUACAUUACAGUGAGGAUCUUCAGUGGAAUAGAAAAACCUUUAAUGACCUCCGAUGCAUUUGACACACUCCGACUUGUACUUGUGGUGGUAACAGUGGUGUUAAGGAUUGUGUUGAUGCCGCGGCAGCUGCAGGCAUACCUCGACAUGGCACAGAGGAAACUCGACCAACAGAAGAAGGAGGCUGGCAGAAUCACCAAUAUUGACUUGCAAAAGAAGAUAGCAUCAGUCUUCUAUUACCUAUGUGUGGUGGCCCUUCAGUACAUCUGCCCCAUAGUGAUGUGCCUCUACCUAACACUCAUGUACAAGACUCUGGGCGGCUACUCGUGGACAUCACUAUUCUAUGAAGGACAGACAGAAUUCCCUAAGGAGGUUGUAACACUUGAGGGUAUGGAACAAUUCCAAAUGGCGUGGGAGAAUCUAAAAAUGAUCUUCACCUGGGAAGUGUACCGCGGAGUGUUCGGCUUUGCGACCUGGUGGAGCAUUUUUUCAAUAUUCAUCACCACAUCCCUUGGUAGCAUGUACCAAACUUAUUUCAGGGUAUCAUGAUUACUUCACUUGACACACUUUUAUACCAAAUACAAUUAUUUUGUACUGUACAAAUUGUGAACAGGCAAUAAUGUUGGAGUAAUUUUAAACAGUAAUUACUAAUUUGAGAUCAUGUAAUGUAAAGGUAAAAAUAUGGUGUAUUGAGUUAAAAUUUGCAUGUGUUAUUUUUUUUUCUAAAUUGCCUUUGUGUUAUAAUAUGGGUCAGUGU
Messenger RNA from Aricia agestis (brown argus), 1739 nucleotides. It is a transcript of the gene emei, whose product is annotated as transmembrane protein 161B. NCBI's taxonomy places the organism in Eukaryota, Metazoa, Arthropoda, Insecta, Lepidoptera, Lycaenidae. The record is from RefSeq and is a predicted model, not a curated record. Bases 107 to 1531 code for a protein of 474 amino acids. The transcript has 9 exons.